Molecule: messenger RNA, 550 nt
Organism: Blepharisma stoltei
Lineage: Eukaryota; Ciliophora; Heterotrichea; Heterotrichida; Blepharismidae
Source: the annotation of a GenBank genome assembly
AUGGAAACUAAGGCUGAUAUAACUAAGUCUAAAAAACAAACUCAGCAGAAAACGGCUUCUGCUGAGGAAUUCGCCCAAUUCGUCAAAGAUAUCGUGAAAUCUGAGGUCAAAGAAGUCAUGAAAAGCCUUAUAUUUGACGAAGAAAUCCAGGUCGGCAAGAAAUCCAUUGAGAAAUCUAGAAAUAGGUAUUCUAAUUGCCCGAGGAUGGCGCUAUCUUGCGUCAUCCUCGGGCAAUUUAAAAAAAUGGCCCCAUACCGGGAAUCGAACCCACGUGUGGGGCCAUUUUUGGUGCAUGGAAGUCGAUGUUCUCCACUAACCAAAAAUGGCCCCACACGUGGGUUCAAUUCCCAGUGUGGGGCCAUUUUUGAAUUGCCCGAGGAUGGCGCAAGAUAGCGCCAUCCUCGGGCAAUUACUAUAAUUUCUAUGUAGGAUAGUAAAGAAGAUAAUUGUUGGAGACAAGGGCAGGCUUCAAACAGAUCCGUCUACCGUAGAGAAGAUCAAAGUGUUCGUCAAGCGCUAUCUUAUUCAUCAAUUUAUCAGAAAUCAAUAA